UUCUCCAGCCUCCUCCCUAGCCCUAUUUACAUUUCUUGCUCGCUUGACCCAGGCGCCGACUGCAGCAAGUUGGUCGGCCGCUGUGAACGGGAGGUUCUGUCACUUCCUCCUGUAUUUCUCGUUCGUCGUCGACAUGGCGUUGAGGUUCGAUGGAAAAGUUGUGCUCGUCACCGGCGCUGGCGGCGGUCUAGGGCGGGACUAUGCCCUGCUGUUUGCAGAGAGGGGAGCAUCUGUUGUGGUCAAUGACCUGGGCGGCUCACGGAGUGGGGAGGGUCAGUCCAGCUCCGCCGCCGACAAAGUUGUGGAAGAGAUCAAGGCCAAAGGUGGCAAGGCAGUGGCUGACUACAACUCGGUGGAAGAGGGCGACAAGGUCGUCAAGACCGCCAUCGACAAUUUUGGCCGGAUCGACAUCCUGGUAAACAAUGCUGGCAUCCUCAGGGACAAGGCCUUUGUCAACAUGACGCCCGAAGAGUGGGAUUUGAUCCACCGAGUGCACCUGCGAGGCUCAUUUCUUGUCACCCGGGCUGCUUGGCCUUACUUCAGGAAACAGGGUUAUGGAAAGGUAAUAAUGACCGCAUCCGGGGCCGGCAUUUUCGGCAACUUUGGACAAGCCAACUACGGCUCUGCCAAGCUGGGACUGCUGGGCCUGAGCAACACACUGGCCAUCGAGGGAAAGAAAUACAACAUAAGUGUAAACACCAUCGUGCCCCUUGCUGGUUCUCGACUCACCGAGGACGUCUUCCCGCCCGAGGUAUUCCAGCAGCUUCAGCCAAGCUUUGUGAGUCCAGUCGUCGUGUGGCUCUGUCACGAGUCGUGUCCCGAGUCGGGAGGAGUCUUCGAAGCAGCCGGAGGAUUUGUUGGCAGAUACCAGUGGCAUAGGUCAAAAGGAAAAGCAUUCCUCAAGGGUGAUACGAUGACACCUGAGAAAGUGAGGGACAGCUGGGACCAGAUCACAGACAUGAAGGGAGCCCGUGCCAUGGCCAGUGUCCAUGACCAGACCAAGUCCCUGAUCGAGGUGCUGUCUGGCCAAACGCCUCCCGACGAAGAAGCUUCGGCUCGGUCAGAGGCCGGGGCCCACGACCCUUCCUUGUUUACUUACAGCGCCGACACAGCCAUCCUCUACGCCCUUUCAGUGGGAGUGUCGACCGAGGAGAAGGACCACCUGCGGUUCCUCUUCGAGGGCAGCGAGGGCUUCAGCGUGCUGCCCUCCUUCGGCGUGCUGCCCGCCAUGGCCGCCGUCUUUGGCUCCCCCGCGUUGCACCAGGAGACGCAGAGGUUGAACGUGGACCCCACCAGGAUGCUGCACGGGGAGCAGUACCUGGAGCUGUUCCGUCCCAUCCCUCCAUCCGGAGUGCUGAAGACGGAUGUGCGAGUUGUCGAUGUCCUUGACAAGGGGUCUGGCGCUCUGCUGAUUGCCGACGCCGACACCUUUGACGAACACGGGGAGCGCCUGCUGUACACCCAGUGGUCCGUGUUCUUCGUCGGAAGCGGAAACUUUGGGGGCAAACGAAGCACGGAUAAGGCUCGGCCAUUGCCUGCCAUGCCCAGCCGGAAGCCAGAUGCUGUGGCCGUGGAGAAGACCUCUGUGGACCAGGCUGCGCUGUACCGGCUAUGCGGCGACAAGAACCCUCUGCACAUCGACCCCAGUUUCUCUGCUGCGGGAGGUUUCCCGAAGCCCAUCCUGCACGGCCUGUGCUCCUUCGGCUACGCCACCCGGCACGUGUUGAGGCAGUACGCGGGCAACGACGUCCGCCGCUUCAAGUCCAUCCAGGCGAGGUUCACCGGUCCCGUGGUUCCGGGGCAGUCCAUCCGCACCGAGAUGUGGAAGGAAGGAAACCGGGUGCUCUUCCAAUGCUCGGUGCCCGAGUCCAAGAAGCAGAUCAUCUCUGGAGGCUGCGUCGAACUCCACGAGGCCGUCCCUGCCAGUCCCGCCGCGUCUCCGGAGCCCAUGCCUGCCGUCGAUGACGUGGAGCUGAAGACGGACCUGGUGUUUGCGGGCAUGGCCGCCCGUGUGGAGGAUAUGCCUCACCUUGCAUCCAAGGUCAAGGCCGUCUACGAGUACAACAUCUUGGUCAAGGGCAAGCCUGCCGCCGUCUGGACCUUGGACCUGAAGAACGAGCAGGGGGCGGUGUACAAGGGCAGCCCCAAGACCGGGAAAGCCAACUGCAUCAUCACCAUAGAAGACGACGACAUGUUCAAUAUGGCCGUAGGACAGCUUGACCCACAGAGGGCCUUCAUGACAGGCAGGCUCAAGGUGAAGGGAAACCUGAUGCUGAUGCAGAAGCUGAGGGAACUGCUGAAGCCGCCAAGUGACCCCGCCCCUCCCAAACAGCCUGCCCAACCAGCGGCUCCUGCGCAGCAGCAGCAGCCACUAAAGAGCGACGUCAUCUUCUCAUCUAUGGAGAAGAAGAUCGCCAAGAACCCCGACCUGGCGUCGUCUGUCAAGACCGUCUUCCAGUGGGAUAUCAAAAAGGACGGCCAGCUUGUCAAGCAGCACACAUUGGACCUGAAGAACGGCCAUGGCGCCGUGUACUCGGGCACCCCGAAGCAGGGCAAGGCGGACUGCACCUUCGUCAUGGAGGACGACAUCUUGCACGACAUCUACACCGGAAAGCUGGAUGCACAGAGGGCCUUCAUGACGGGCAAGAUGAAGAUCACGGGCAACGUGCUGGCCAGCCAGAAGCUGCAGGACCUUUGGGAGCAGGACAAGGAGGAGGAAGAUCCGGGCCAGGAGCUGGCAGACCUGGUCGGCGCCUCCUCACAAGGGGAUGACGACAGGCCCCCACUGCCCUCGGAGCCUCCCAACACCAUCAAGUCGGACUUCAUCUUUGGCAUCUUCACCGAGUACCAGAAGCAUGAGCCCCAGAUUGCGAACCUGGUCAAGACCAUCUACCACUGGAUCAUCCUCAAGGACGGCAAGAAAGCCACCGAGUGGACGGUCGAUCUGAAGACUGGCAGCGGAGACCUGUACAAGGGGCCACCCAAGGGCAUCAAGGCAGACGUCACCAUCACCAUAGACGAUGAGGACGUCAUCCAGCUCAUGCUGGGCAAGCUGAACCCGCAGAAGGCAUUCAUGCAGGGUCGCCUCAAGAUCCGUGGCAACAUCAUGCUGACUCAGCGCUUCAACCAGCUCUGGCAAGAGAUCCUCAAGAGUGGCCGAGUGCUUGAGCUCAAGCUCAUGAGUCCACUCCUCUCUGAUGGACAGCCUCUGAGCCCCGACCUGUGGAGCGACUGUGCCUUCUUCCUGCUCACCAAGAAGCUGGCGCACCUGCCGGAGCUGGCACCCCGGGUGCAGGCGGUGUACGAGUGGCGCAUUCUCAAGGGUGGCACGCAGGCCAGCCUCUGGACUCUGGACCUAAAGAACGGCGUGGGAGCGGUGUAUCGUGGCGGAGCCAAGGACGGACCCGCCGAUUGCACCAUUAGCAUGGACGACGACAUCUUUGCCCACCUGGUGGCCGGAAGGAUCACCCCGCAGCUGGCAUUUUCCAAGUUUGUGAAGGUGGAAGGGAACCAAGCCCUCGCGGACAAGGUCCACCCACUCUUCCUGACUCAGGCCAAGCUCUGAUCUGGCUCCAGGGGCCUUAUCUACGCCAUACUCAAUUUCACGGAACAGCUAACAGUUUAAUUGUCAAGGCGGGGCACUGACCGACUUAGUAUUUUUUAUACACCCGAGUUAUUGAACCAGUGAUGCUUUUUGAAGGUGCACACGAAUAAAGUGAUAUUUUUGUAUUCA
Molecule: messenger RNA, 3733 nt
Organism: Ixodes scapularis (black-legged tick)
Lineage: Eukaryota; Metazoa; Arthropoda; Arachnida; Ixodida; Ixodidae
Gene: Mfe2
Product: peroxisomal multifunctional enzyme type 2
Exons: 31
Coding region: 134-3565 (1143 amino acids)
Molecular function (GO): oxidoreductase activity
Source: RefSeq, a predicted model, not a curated record